AUGAAGAAUUUGAGGUUGCUCCAGAUCAACAAUUGUCAUCUCACGGGACGCUUUGAGCUUCUUUCCAAAGAGCUAAGAUGGCUAUGUUGGCAUAACUGCCAAUUGAAAAUUCUACCGCAAAACUUUCAUCUAGAGAACCUUGUUGUGCUUGACUUGCAGCAUAGUAAUUUUAAAGAAGUGUGGAAGGAGAACAGGGUAUUCAACAAGUUGAAAGUCCUUAAUCUCAGCUAUUCCAAAAAUCUCUACAAAUCACCAUGCUUCUCACAAGUCCCACAUCUAGAGAUGCUAGUUCUGGAAGGUUGCAUUAACUUGUUUGAGCUUCAUGACUCUAUUGAAAAGUUACCAGAGAAUUUGGGGAAUAUGAUGGCUUUGAAAGAGGUAUUUAUAGGAGGAACUGCCAUUAAGCAACUCCCAUCGUCCUUGAGUUUUUUGAUAAAUUGGAAAGGCUUAUCCUUAUCUGAAUACAAAGAAUUCUCAGAAUCUUGGCUAUCACGUUUCUUAUCGUGGAUAUCACCAAGAAGUUUGAAUCCCAUAACUUUGCUACGAGCUUCUGUUUGUGGAUUUGGCACUUUGGGAAAACUAAUUCUUGGGGAUUGCAAUUUGUCUGAAGAUAAGAUUCCCCUUGAUCUUGGGGCAUUCUCUUCCCUCAAAGACUUGGAUUUAUCAGAAAACAAUUUUCGUAUCCUACCCGAUAGCAUCAGUGGCCUUUCUAAAUUACAAAAUCUGUAUUUAGCUCAAUGCAAAUCUCUUUACUCGAUUUCAGGACUCCCUGCAAAUAUGGAGACCCUAUUUGCAAUGGGCUGCUCAUCAUUGGAAACACUCUCAUUUUCCUCGAGUUCUGAGUUAGUUGUACUUUCCCUCGGUGACUGUCGCAACCUGGUUGAUAUUCAAGGCUUAAACUUAGAAUCUAACAUACAAGUUGAUUUGGUUGGGUGCAACAAUUUGUCAUCUGAUUUUAGCGAGAGUGUUCUUCAGAUUCCAAAUUGGUUCAGCAAUCAGGAAAUGGGAUCUUCCAUAUCGUUUCAUGUACCUUUGCUUUCAAAGGGUGAUUUUCGUAUAUUAUAUAUUUGUGCUGUUUAUACAUGCAUAGAAACAUUUCAUAUGCCGUGGUUAGAAGAUAACUGUAUCGAAUGGCCUCGAAUCAAGAUGGCAGUUCACAAUAAAACCAAAGGUUACCAACAGGUUAUUCUUCCAGCUGCACCAAGUCCCUUGCGUUGGAGCUAUUCAGAUAAUUUGUUUCUAUUCCGGUGGUCUAUUUUAAGAAACAAGUUUGUGAUGCUUGGUAACUCUUUCAAGAUAAUGGAGCUAGUAAGUGGAGACGAAAUCGAGUUUUCCUUUGAUUUAGGGGCAUUUGCUGAGGUGAAGAAGUGUGGAGUUCAUGUCUUGGUUGAUGCCCCAAACAUAAUGGACAAAAAUGCAAGUGAUAUCCAAUAUAUCUGUUCUGAUGCUGUUGCUGAUAGGGUAUCUGAGGAUGAUGCUUUUGUAGUUGAUGAGGUCUCUGAAUCAGGUUUUUCUAUUGAUAGUAAGGUCAGUGAAGUUGAUCAUAUUAGUACAAAGGAUGAGAUCUUUGAAAGGGAUGUUGCUACAAAUGGUGUGGUCUUUGAAGGCCAUGUUGCUACAGGUGGUAAAGUCCCUCAACGUGAUACCACCACAGAUGAUGAGGUAUCUGUGCAGUUCUAUUCGACAAAUCUAAGUGAUCACAUCACUAGUCCAGGUUACAAUUCUCUCAAAUAG
Molecule: messenger RNA, 1734 nt
Organism: Juglans microcarpa x Juglans regia
Lineage: Eukaryota; Viridiplantae; Streptophyta; Magnoliopsida; Fagales; Juglandaceae
Product: disease resistance protein RPV1-like
Exons: 4
Coding region: 1-1734 (577 amino acids)
Biological process (GO): defense response
Molecular function (GO): protein binding
Source: RefSeq, a predicted model, not a curated record